Carassius gibelio (silver crucian carp) is the source of this 1691-nucleotide messenger RNA. RefSeq lists its product as uncharacterized. The record is from RefSeq and is a predicted model, not a curated record. Lineage: Eukaryota; Metazoa; Chordata; Actinopteri; Cypriniformes; Cyprinidae. The coding region runs from base 274 to 1377 and encodes 367 amino acids. The transcript has 4 exons.
ACAACAUGGAUCGUUAUUUCACUGCUUCUCUCUCAACGCUGCCGCGACUCGGAUUCGAGGAUGUUGAAAGAAUAGUUGGACGACAUUCAACAACUAAAGAAGCAAGGCUGAGCAAGGGCUAUAAAUUCUUUGUUGAGGAGUUUAUUCACAAUUAUCAAGAUCGCAUUGGAAUCGGAGGGGGUCGUUAGUGUUGCUGACUAUAUUUGCAGCUGUGCAGCUGGUAAAGGAUUGUGCAACCAUCUGACAGCACUUUUGUAUCAGACAGCCCACUACAUGCAGCUUAAUUUACAAACCGUCCCACCACCACUGGCCUGCACGAGUGAGCCACAGAGAUGGCAUCGUCCAAGAACACAGGCAUUACAUGCAGAGGCAGUGAGUGAACUUUGUGUAGUGAAACCAAAAUCAGUUGGGAAGACUGGAAUCAAGUCUACCCUAUACAAGGCUUACACGGGUCCCCUUCCAGAUGCUGAUGUCUUGGCUUCUGGUGCAAAACUAAAUCGGAUAAAUCCCAAGCCUAUGCUGGCACACAUACUUGAGGGUAUGUCAAAAGUAGAGUUGGUCCCCUCACAAUUUGGUCCUGUUCCUUUUGGCAGUCCACUGUCUUACCAAUGUCCCCCUAUAGCUGCAGGUGUUCCUGAUGUUAAUUUUCCCCCACUACCUGUGCUUGGUUAUGAGUUUAGCUGUAAUUUUAAAUUUGUGCCCACACACCAUCAAGCACUUCAUCUGGAGUCUAUAAAGGUUACCCAUAGCUCAGCUUGCCAGAUUGAAGAGGCCACAAGACUACAGUCAAAAUGCACUGCUUGGGGACAAAUUCGGAAAUCAAGGGUUACUGCGAGCAGGUUCCGGGAGGUUUGUCAUGUGGUUGGGGAUUCAGCUAGUCAGUCAUUGGCCACAAGAAUCUUUAAGGGCACAAGGCAGACAAGUGCUAUGAAACGUGGCCUUGAACUUGAGCCAGAUAUUUUGAGAAAAUAUUCUGAGACAGCCAGUGUUAGUGUCGUACCAUGUGGCUUUAUUAUCAACCCAGAAGUACCACAUCUGGGAGCUGGUCCAGACGGACGAGUCCACGAUCCAUCUGAAAAAUUCCAGUUUGGACUAGUGGAGGUAAAAAGCACCUCUGCUGACAAUAUUGCUCAGGUUCCGUUUGUGAAAAUUCAGAGAGGAAUAGCCAAACUUAAAGAGACCCAUAAGUACUACUGGCAGGUACAAGGUCAGCUUGCAGUUACUGGUCUUCAUUGGUGUGACUUUGUGACUGACACGAAAUCAGAUUGCACAAUACAGAGGAUCUGGCGAGAUGAUGCGUUCAUAGCAUCAAUGAAAGACAAGCUAGACAUGUACUAUUAUAACGUUUAUAUGGGUGUCUAUCUGUCAGCGGUAUGAAUGGACAGUUUCUUUUCAUAUUAUACUAUGAAUUUAAGAUUUUUUUCUUAUGUGUAUAUACUUUAUGUAGUUGAGUAGUAUGUAGCAUAUUUUGUAGUGUAGAUCUUUUGUAACAUAUUAGCGAAAUCACAAAUUAUACUGUAACAUUAAAUAUAUAGUGCUUGCUCUUAAUUAGAUGUAAAUAUGUACAUACCAAGCUGAACACAUUUUGUAUUCAAUAUUCUGUAAUGUAUAUGAUAUGCAUACACAUUUACUGGUUGUAUAUAUUUAUUUAAUACAAUGUGUGAAAUAACAAUGAACACCAGAGCAGAGUU